CAUCACGCUCCGGCCCACGCUCCCGCCGCCGGUCCGCACCGCGCGCGGGGAAAGCGGAGCGGGUUGGCGAGUGCGGCCCGCGUCCUGCAGCUGUAGUGGGUGAAUCCGGAGGAGGGUUAGGCCCGGUGAGAGCCUGGAGGCGAGGUGACCGGAGCCACGUGAUGUCAGUAGUUCGUUCGUCCGUCCACGCCAAGUGGGUCGUGGGGAAGGUGAUUGGAACAGCAAUGCAAAAAACAGCCAAAGUGAGAGUGACCAGACUUGUUUUGGAUCCCUAUUUAUUAAAGUAUUUUAAUAAACGAAAAACCUACUUUGCCCACGAUGCUCUUCAGCAGUGCACAGUUGGGGAUAUUGUGCUUCUCAAAGCUCUACCUGUUCCACGAACAAAGCACGUGAAACAUGAACUGGCCGAGAUCAUUUUCAAAGUCGGACGAGUCAUAGAUCCAGUGACUGGAAAACCCUGUGCAGGAACUACCUACCUGGAAAGCCCAGUCAGCUUAGAAACCACCUGCCUACCCAAAAAUCUGGAAGAACUCAAAAGCUCUUCAGCACAGUGAAGGAAGAUUGGAAGAAGGAGCCAAAGGGAAAGAUUGAUAAGUUUGCUUUAUGGAAAAAGAAAUUUUUUUAAGUUUCAUUACAAACUAAUUUCUCUCCCGGUAUUUAUGGAAUAGCUAAAAGUAAAUGAAGUAAAGGCCGUUAAAUUUUUUCAUAAAAGUUUAAGGUCAUGUUUUAAAUUUCCUUUUCAGUGGACAUACUUUCCUCUUAGAGUAAGUGUGCCUAGCAGUCCCCUAGCAUUGUUUUAUAAGCUGUGUUAGAAGGUAUCCUUUUUUUUUUUCUUUCAAAGGAAUCUUGAAUUUAUCUUAGAAUCUUUAUUUGGGGAGGAAAUAUCUUUUGAUAAAAAACAGAUAAGACUACAUUAAGUGAAUAUUUAUUUUUGGUGGCAUAUAUUUGAAAUUAAAUUUUUUUCUGAUUUAACUAGUUACAAAUGGAAAUAAUUAACAGUCUGAUUGGGGUCAGAUUUUAUCAGAUUAAAGUUUGUAUUAUGAAUGUUGAAACAUAGAAAAUAAAACUUGAAAAUUCUGUCACUUAUUUUUUAAUCCUGUAUUCUAGCGUAGAUUAAAUAAGACUGAGUUCCUAAAAUCUGAUACAUUGAUGAAGUUUUAGAGCUUCUCGCACUGUGCAUUUGAGUUGGAGAGUUUGUUUUGUUGCUGUUUAUUAAUAAACUACGAACCUAGAUUUUGACCUGAAGAAA
Molecule: messenger RNA, 1249 nt
Organism: Mustela erminea (ermine)
Lineage: Eukaryota; Metazoa; Chordata; Mammalia; Carnivora; Mustelidae
Gene: MRPS17
Product: mitochondrial ribosomal protein S17
Exons: 3
Coding region: 162-554 (130 amino acids)
Biological process (GO): mitochondrial translation
Cellular component (GO): mitochondrial small ribosomal subunit; ribosome
Molecular function (GO): structural constituent of ribosome
Source: RefSeq, a predicted model, not a curated record